ACAUGCCAAAAAAUUAAUCUUAGUCCUAACCGGCUUCUGCUGUGCAACCAUCUUGAUCUGAGAUAUGGAACAACUUGUGAAUUUAAUUGUUAUCCCGGCUACUCUCUGGAUGGACCUAGACAAAUCUAUUGUGAUAAAUAUGGAAAAUGGAGCAGAGCACUUCCUAUAUGUAAAGCCUCGCUGUGUCCCUCAAUUCAUCCGGGAAAUUGGAAACACAAAUGCACAAAAGGAUUUCAAUAUGGAAGUCUGUGCUACCGUAUAUGUCCUGUCGGAUUUGACAAGCCACCGGGAGAAAGUGGGGUCAUGUUAUGUCAAGCCAACGGAAAAUGGAGGGGGCAUUUUCCUGACUGUAAAGGUCCAGUGUCGCAAAGACCACGACUUCAAGCCUGGCUACCCGUUCUAUGAAAUGCUGGUUUGUGGAGACAGUGGAAAAUGGGAGCCAGAAAUGGCUCUCCCUAUUCCAUAA
This is a messenger RNA of Magallana angulata, 466 nucleotides long. RefSeq lists its product as uncharacterized. The record is from RefSeq and is a predicted model, not a curated record. NCBI's taxonomy places the organism in Eukaryota, Metazoa, Mollusca, Bivalvia, Ostreida, Ostreidae. The transcript has 3 exons. The coding region runs from base 65 to 466 and encodes 133 amino acids.